Molecule: messenger RNA, 3498 nt
Organism: Galendromus occidentalis (western predatory mite)
Lineage: Eukaryota; Metazoa; Arthropoda; Arachnida; Mesostigmata; Phytoseiidae
Gene: SA1
Product: stromal antigen
Exons: 8
Coding region: 49-3108 (1019 amino acids)
Biological process (GO): sister chromatid cohesion
Cellular component (GO): nucleus; cohesin complex; chromatin
Molecular function (GO): chromatin binding
Source: RefSeq, a predicted model, not a curated record
GGUCGAGGACGAGGUAGAGGUCGAGGCCGCGGUAGAGGUCGAGAAAGGAUGGAGGACAAAUACCCUCCCGAUGUAAAUCCGAGAUGUAUUUUCGAUGUUCUCUUGAGAGGGAAGACGAACAUCACUUACAUGGUCGAUGAUUGGAUCAUAAACUACAAAGUAAACCGGGAAGAGGGGAUCCGAGACUUGAUGCAAUUCUUCAUACGGAGCGCCGGCUGCAAAAGUCAAAUCACCCCGGACAUGCAGCGAACCAUGGAUCACCCUCAAAUCAUACGGCGGAUGACGGAGGAAUUCGACGAAGAUUCGGGAGAUUAUCCCUUGAUCAUGCCCGGCCCACAGUGGAAGAAGUUUCGGCACCAUUUUUGUGACUUCGUCCAUCAACUGGUGAAGAGCUGCCAGUAUUCGAUAAUUUACGACUCUUACAUGAUGGACAAUAUAAUCACGCUCCUCACUGGGCUCUCGGAUUCUCAAGUACGAGCGUUCCGUCACACGGCGACAUUGGCUGCCAUGAAGCUAAUGACUGCUCUAGUCGAUGUUGCUCUGAAUCUAUCGAUCAAUCUCGAUAAUACCCAAAGACAGUACGAUAACGAGUGGGCGCGAACACGUGACCACAACUCCGAACGAUUGCAAAUGCUCCUCACGAGAAGACGGGAACUCGAAGAGAAUAACGAGGACAUCAAAAACAUGCUCACGUAUCUCUUCAAAUCCGUCUUCGUUCAUCGAUACCGAGACAUGCUACCAGAAAUCCGAUGCAUCUGCAUGGUAGAAAUCGGAAACUGGAUGAAGAAAUUCCACCAACAAUUUCUCGAUGACUCCUACCUUAAAUAUCUCGGCUGGACACUUCACGAUAAAGUCGACGAAGUCCGUCUCAAGUGUCUCCAGGCGCUAUUGCCACUUUACGCAAACAACGAUCUCUGCACGAAAAUGGAACUCUUCUCCACGAAGUUCAAAGAACGCAUCGUUGAAAUGACCUUGGACAAGGAGUUCGACGUCAGCGUUCAAGCUGUGAAACUGAUAAUCUAUAUCCAUCGUUAUCACGAACAGGUGCUGACGGAUAAAGACUGCGAACACGUGUAUGAGUUGGUUUAUUCGUCCCAUCGCGCGGUCGCCCAAGCCGCGGGCGAAUUCCUGAACGAGCGAUUGUUCCAACCCGACGACAGGACAGUGAUCAAGACCAAACGUGGGAAGAGGAUGUCGCGACAUACAAGCGCCCUCAGAGACAUGGUUCUGUUCUUCAUCGAGAGUGAACUCCAUGAGCACGGUGCCUACAUCGGCGACAGUCUGAUCGACAGCAAUCCAAUGGUCAAGGACUGGGAGUGUUAUACCGAUCUCCUGCUUGAGGAGCCAGAAGAUCCGGAAGACGCAUUCGAGGACAAACAAGAAACCACCCUGAUAGAGCUCAUGGUCUGCGCCGUAAAACAGUCAGCCACCGGGGAACCGCCUGUGGGAAGGGGUAGCAGCAGACGUCAACUCACAGCCAAAGAACUCAAACAAGUUCAAGACGACCGCACGAAACUCACCGAACAUUUCAUUCAAACUCUGCCAGCCAUACUGAACAAGUAUGUCGCGGACGUUGACAAAGUCGCCAACCUGCUCGUGCUGCCCCAGUAUUUCGACCUAGAGAUCUACACGACAUCGCGACAGGAUCGAUCGCUCGACCAAUUGCUGAGUGUGAUGAAUCGUAUCGUCGACAUGCACGUUCAUGAUGACGCCCUGAUUGCUUGCGCGAAGACCUACGAAGCGCUCUGCAAUGAAACCCUGGCUAUCCAAUCAAAAUGCAGCGUCAGCAGGGCUACUCUAAUCGACGGCUUGAGAAAUAACUAUCAAUUGACGCUCACGGAUUUCCACCAAUACGCCGCCGACGAUACCCCUGACGAUGAGACCGUCUUCCGCAUAAACAACGCUUUGAAGAAACUUGCCCUGUUCCACGAUGUCCACAACCUCGGUCCUUGGAACAUUUGGAACCUCUUGUGGGAGCCCUGGGUCAAAGCCUACGUUAGCCAGCAGACCCACUUACCUGUGGAAGGCGUCCGAUAUGCGCUUUCAGCUUGCGAGAGUUCACUGAUAUGGGACAUGAAAACUUUCAACGACGGUGCCGGACAUCACGGUGCAGUGACUCUCGUGACCUUGCGCGAUCGCGUCCACGACUACAUGAUGUGCCUAUCAACCUUGCUGAUGGACAGCAACCUGAGCGAGGAGGCUUUCAUGCGCAUUUGCGACAUGCUAGUAUUUUUCUGUCGGGAAUUCAAAGUGGUCGUAGGACAAGACUCGCUCUACUACGAGCCGUCAGACAUGAUGAUCGAAGAUCUCAAAAGAUUCGUUGAGAAAUGGGUCUUCGUUGACGAUCAAGACGACGCCAUCGAUGAACAGCAGAAAAUCGAAAACCUCCACAAGCGACGCAAAUUCCUCGCUGCUUAUUGCAAGUUGAGCAUUUACAAUAUAAUUGAGAUCCCUCAUCUCCAGCUAGUGUUCAGGAACUACAUGCGCUUCUACAACGAUUACGGCGAUAUCAUAAAAGCCACUCUCGGCAAAGCUCGGGAGAUCAAUAAGGUUAUUUGUGCCAACACCAUGGUCGAAGCUCUUUUCUCGCUCUUCAGAGAGCUCGAUCACGACCGGAAUCACUGCAUCGAGCGGAGCUCCGAGCAGUUCGGAAAUCUCAAAGAGCUAGCGAAACGAUUCGCUUUAAGCUUCGGCCUAGACAAUGUCAAGAACCGGGAGGCCAUAGCGGCCUUCCAUCGUCGCGGUAUCCAACUGGCAGCGAACCCCCUGGAAAAUGAAUAUAAUCAACUAACGCAUCCUCCGAAUCUAGCAUUCUUGGAGCUACUCCUCGAUUUUGUGAACAAAUUGAUGAAACAGGAUCGCAGAGUUGUCUGUACAUAUCUCGAAAAGAGUAUCCCGGCCAGGUUACCCGUCAGCAAGUUCGAUGAUUGGGAGCCUCACCGCCUCUACCGGUCCGCGCUGCUGCAGGGCGAAGAGGCACCACCAAUGGUUGGUGGUCGCCAACCGAGCAAACAAUAUCAGGGCCGAGGGCGGAAAAGAAAUCGAGACGAAGACGAAAUCACCGUUAUGGAUUACGAUGGCGACGAUACGGAGGACAAUAUGAUGUAAAUAGCGAUCCUCUGAAUGUCCCCACUCCUAUCAUUUGUAGAUCAGGAGCCAUUACAUUCAAAGCAUAGCCCGGAGUAGCGGCUAGGGGUCCAGCACCUCGAGAGCUCAUUCAGCUUGAUACCACGUACAGUACAUUCUUAUUCCAUGCUGGAAGCCAGAUAACUUAUCGGCUAUCGCCUCCUCGAGAUCUAGUUAUCGUAUACUGAUAUUCAAGUAAGCCCAAAUCUGCGUUCGAUCUAAACUUCGUCUAAACUAUAGUGUGAACCUAGUUAGCUACAAUUUGCACAUCUCUGGAAAGGACUUGAUUGCUAUUUGAUCGGGGUUGGAGCUCUCUGUGUUCCGAGCUCGUCUAUAAUCAAGUACAGAUUCCAGAGAAGUGUAAUAAACGCA